Molecule: messenger RNA, 1161 nt
Organism: Otolemur garnettii (small-eared galago)
Lineage: Eukaryota; Metazoa; Chordata; Mammalia; Primates; Galagidae
Gene: MPV17
Product: MPV17, mitochondrial inner membrane protein
Exons: 9
Coding region: 272-724 (150 amino acids)
Cellular component (GO): membrane; cytoplasm
Source: RefSeq, a predicted model, not a curated record
CGAGCAUACCAGCGGGCCCUGGCUGCUCAUCCGUGGAAAGUACAGGUCCUGACUGCUGGACUAUCUGGAUGAAUAGUCAUUUCUGGAGAAAAGAAGAAAUCUUUAUCCACCAGCUCCCAUCCCACAUUGGCCAAAGGUUCACCCCAUGGGGUGUUAACUCCUGUCCACUACCAGGCAUAACGUGCAUAGUCACUGAAGGCAUCAGUUGCAAAGCCCCAGAAAUAUUGCUGCCUAUCCUUCCCCUGAGGUGACCAGGAAGAGAGGGUCCCUGAUGGGCCUGGGUGACAUUAUCUCACAACAGCUGGUGGAGAGGCGGGGUCUGCGGGAACACCAGACUGGCCGGACCCUAACCAUGGUAUCUCUGGGCUGUGGCUUUGUGGGCCCUGUGGUAGGAGGCUGGUACAAGGUUUUAGAUCGGUUCAUCCCUGGCACCACCAAGGUGGAUGCACUAAAGAAGAUGUUGUUGGAUCAGGGAGGCUUUGCCCCAUGUUUUCUCGGCUGCUUCCUCCCCCUGGUAGGGGUACUCAAUGGACUGUCACCCCAGGACAAUUGGGCCAAACUACAGCGGGAUUAUCCUGAUGCCCUCAUCACCAACUAUUAUCUCUGGCCCGCUGUGCAGUUAGCCAACUUCUAUCUGGUCCCCCUUCAUUACAGGUUGGCUGUUGUCCAGUGUGUUGCUGUUAUCUGGAACUCCUACCUGUCCUGGAAAGCACAUCGACUCUAAUGCUGCCUAGCUUCAUCUUUUCCAUCUAGCAGGGAUGCAGCUUGACCCUGGAGUGGUCAGACAUCCUCCUAAAAGUGGGCACAUCAGUUUCUCUGGGGUUAGGUUACUGGUCAGAACAUCAUGGAAUUAGUACUCUGAAAUACCUCAUUUCACUCUGAAAUGUAAACUCACUGCUUUUUGAAAUGGCUAAAGCCUUUAUAACAAUCUCAUUCCCACCACAUACUAGGCAUUCCAUAGAUAUUUGUUGACCCUUAUGAUCUUGUCAACUUUACAUUCAUAUCCUAGCAAAUGCCACCUGUUCUACUCUUCAUAGACACAUCUGUUACUAUAACCCAAGUCGAGCUCUAUGGCAGCUCCAGCUCUUUGGGGACCCUCCUCAAGCGUUUUUUAUGGUGCCUUAGUAAAUAUGUUAUUAAAUAUGUAAUCUGGAACCUGAA